Molecule: messenger RNA, 3406 nt
Organism: Exophiala xenobiotica
Lineage: Eukaryota; Fungi; Ascomycota; Eurotiomycetes; Chaetothyriales; Herpotrichiellaceae
Exons: 1
Coding region: 137-2827 (896 amino acids)
Source: RefSeq, a predicted model, not a curated record
AAUGGGGGAUGUGCCUGAAUGAUAAAGGUGGGUGCAGCACCCAAAGACAGACAACCAUUUCGCGAGAUAAUUGCACACUCUUGAUGAGCCUUGUCCACUCGUUCAAAGCCUGAUCGUCCCAUUGCCUUCCCCGAAAAUGCUCCCACUCAGCCUUGGUCAGGUCUCUGGUAUCAUCCAGGCCUUGAUCACCGCCCUUCAGCUCUUCUUUCCCACGGCCCUGGCUCUAUUACUUGUUGGAGUCCUCAAGGAUGACAUGUCAGCGGUGUCAUGGUCGUCUGUCGGCGCGACCUUGCACAGCUCAUACUGGGCCCCGAUACUCAGGGCUGACACCUCAGUCUCUACCAAUGUGCAUCUGCCAGUCAGAUGGUUGCUUCGACUUGCAUCAAUUACCAUGCUUUUGACCUCUUUAGCUUCCAUCAUCACUCCUUUGGGCUUGUUUGACGCCAUCGAGCCAAAUGAAACUCUUCAGGACGUCUCAUUUCCCUACCUUGCCGACAGCGGCCCUUUGGGCUACGGUACCCCUCCCCGAGACAAAUUGGGCUUCAAUCGCCAAUGUGGUAUUCCAAGCUUCGCGGCCUGUCCUGGCUCCAACACUGUCGAAGUAAAACCAGAAGGCGAUUACAUGUCAUCGGACUUUCCAUUUGGCUAUGACAGCAGGAUCCCACAAGAGAAGAUCGACUUAUUUCAAAGUGGUCUGGAGGAGCAAAUGCAGACGGUGUCGAGUUUCUUCGACAUCCAAUAUCGGGUAGUCAACAAACAGCAAGAUCCCGAUGUCAACAACGGAACCUUGUACAACGUCGGAAGUUUCCGCCAGGUGGACACCCUAGUCCUGAAUGAUGCAGUGGAAGCUGUUGAGGGCCUUAUCGUCAACACAGCGGACAAGGGUAUCGCUUUCAGGAAUCACACCCUGCCUUCCGGCAUCCCACUCGGAGCGACAUGGGAAGAGGAUCUACUCGUGAUGGAACCGGUGUCUCAGUGCGUCGACACAAACCUGACCAUUGACUUCACCAUGUCUGGCUUGAAUGGGACUUUCGUUGGUGGCGCAAAGUCACCUGUCCUGACCGAUCGAGGAGGAUUCGUGAAUAUUGCGCAGGAAUUCCCAGCAUUCGACACAUCAGCCCCUCAGGUCGACCCUGACCUCUACGGUCGAGCCUACCUAGGUGCAUGGGCUUUCAACGUCUACACUGCGAUCUAUCUCAACGUCACCCGUCCGAAGCCUGAUCGCUUCGGCUAUCUAAAGUCUGAAAUCGGCAAGACCUUUUUCAUGCCUGAAUCUUCCCUGCUACACAUCGACGAGCUGAGCAUCGGCCCCUAUGCCGACCUGUUCUCACUCAUCCAGUACACCAACGACACCUUCCUCGAAGACAACUCCACAGCACCGGUACCAUAUCCCAAUCCCUUCGAUAUCUCCAACAGCAAUUUCAGCGACGUAGCGGACGCGUGCGUCGGCUCGAACUUGGCAAACUCCAACAUGAGCAGCGUAGCAGUCGGCUGCGGCCUUGUCUAUGGCGCGCCACGGACCGAGAACGGUAAGACAGCACUGUUUUACGAUCCCGGCACAAAGCUCUCUAUGGCAAUCUAUUCCUGCGCCAGCGCCGUCAAAGUCAGCAUCAAGACUUUCUCUCUGCGUUACAACGGCACAGAAGGCCUGAAAUCAUUGCACGUCGACUCUAUCGAAGAUUACUCAGGCAGUUCAUUACAUUGGGGAAUCGAAAACAACAACGCUCGCAAAGACCUCGACAUCGACUCUGCUCCACCGAUCUGGGGACUCGUAUCAUCUGACGUGCAACCCUCAAAGGAGCUGGAUGUUAUUACUUCGCCUCACCUCUACCUUCCCGGCGUCACAGGUGCUUUCUCCGGUCUCUCAAGCAUAGGGACCGAUAACAUGCCAGGCCUUGACUUCCCCACUGACGCUUUGUCGACGAUCUACCGCGGCGACCUCGGCGACUCUACCGUCGGCACAGGCGAUUACUCUGGCAAGACGUCAUUCGCUAUGUUCACGAAGUGGCAACAGCUCAUGUCGUCUGCGAAUGGGGUUGCGAAGAUUAUCGAUUUAAUUUAUACUGAUCUGAGCGCGAAUGGAUUGGUGGGAACAAAGAGCUGGCUUAAGGAAUCGAAUGAUAUCCCAGGAGGCGAGGAUAGCACUACCGCUAACGGAAACAAUAAGAUCAAACGUCAAUCCACCACAACCAGCGCAGGAGCGGCACAAGCAACAGCACGAGUCCCCGUGCGCAUCUAUAACCACCGCAUCAAGUACAACUAUCUCUUCGGAAUCCCCGCGUACUUUUCCCUGCUCGUCUCAGUGUUGGUCGGCACCCUCACCCUGCUCUACCUCCUCUCUGGGCGAACGUCCCUGUCCAAAACAAGAAAAUACUUGAACGUCACGAGUCCAGGGCGGAUAAUCACUUCGUUUGUGUAUGCUGGGGAGAGCGAGCCGCAGGUGAGUACGAGCAGGUGGAAGGCGGGAACAGGGGCGAGGAAGGUGCGGAUGGGGGAGAGAACGGGGUGGAGGCCUGUCGCUGUUGAGAGAGUGCAGUUUCCUGAAAAAUUGAACGGGCAUGGCCCGGUGAUGUACACGGGUGCGGGAGCGGAACCUAUGCAUGGAAGCACGAGCUGCUCGCCGGGAUAUGCGAAUGAUACGGUUCCGUUGAUUGCGGGUGAAGGCAAGCCGGUGAUUGGAGCGAGUAUACAGAUGACACCGUUGCAGAGUUAUGCGAGUCCUGUGCCGACGCAGGGCGGGCUUCAGCAACAGCAAUAUAUGCCUCAGCAGGGAUAUCAGUACGGGCAGCAGAGUGGAGCGUAUCCGCCGGGAGGGUUCGCCAGAUGAGGCUCGAAGAUGAUUCAAACCUGAAAAGAGGCUGCGAUUACUAUGCUCGCACCAUGAAUUCGAGGAAUCAUCUUUGCAACAGUAAUUGACCUACGAUUUAUUUCAGCCUCCAUCCCCAAGUAGGAGGCAGCGACCGCUGGGCUUCUAGUCCAGCAAGAUGGUACGGACAGGAGGGGAUAGACUGGGCUUGCCGAAGGACGCUUCGAAUUUCAGCUUUUGCAGGUCCAUAAUCACCGUUGCCAGGGUCUCCAUUCUUUCCAUGCCCUUGGCAAGAGGUGGUGUUGACCGACAGAUUGAGACAGGCGUGCCCUGUUCGUCUGCGAGCCACGCUCGGAUCUUGGCCAUAUCGGCUUCCUGACCAUUGCUUAGCUCUCUGAUCCUUUCCAACCUGGAGAAAGAGUUCUUGGAAGGAUGAUCGCGUAUACCAUCAGGCACAUUUGGGGACCACAAGUGAUUUGUAUGGAAAGUUGUGCUGCUUCCAGGUUGCGGGCGGAUUGGUGCCAGGCCUUUCGGGGUACAUUCAAUUGUUGCAAAAUUCCCAUCCCGAUCUGCGAUCAUGAAAUUGCAACACGAAGCCAC